AAGAUCUAAGGACUGGUAAGCUGCACUGUAUUAAUUGUUGUAAUUGUUGUUCUUGGAUUUAGAUACAUUUUAAUUAACAAAAAACAUUAGAAGAAAAAUGUAUAUAUACCACGAUACGGGAAGUAAACAUCGGGUGCAGGGGCGGACUGACCAUUUGGAGACUCGGGCACUGCCCGAGGGCCCGGGAUGCCCCUGGUACCUUUUUCAUAGGCUUUUUUGAGUUUGGGCAAGGACACAGGGGCCCCAUGAUCCCCUAUUGCCUGGGGG
This is a messenger RNA of Staurois parvus, 267 nucleotides long. The record is from the annotation of a GenBank genome assembly. NCBI's taxonomy places the organism in Eukaryota, Metazoa, Chordata, Amphibia, Anura, Ranidae.